AUGUCGGCUAUUAAGGAUUUAAAUCCCAAUGCAGAAAUCGCUCGUGCAGCUCAAGCUUUACAACUCAAUAUUUCUGCUGCAAGAGGUUUACAGGAUGUGCUUAAAAGUAACUUAGGCCCUAGAGGAACAAUGAAAAUGCUUGUUUCUGGUGCAGGUGAUAUCAAAAUUACUAAAGAUGGUAACGUCUUAUUACAUGAAAUGCAAAUUCAACAUCCUACAGCGUCAUUGAUUGCUAAAGUUGCCACAGCUCAGGAUGAUAUUACUGGCGAUGGAACAACAUCAAAUGUAUUGGUUAUAGGUGAAUUGCUAAAACAGGCUGAUCAUUAUGUAUCCGAGGGACUACAUCCUAGAAUUAUUGCUGAGGGUUUCGAUUUAGCAAAGAAAAGAGCUUUAGAAGUUCUUGAUGAAGUUAAAGUUCAAAGCGAUAUGGAUCGUGAUGCUCUAAUAAAUGUAGCACGGACAGCUUUGAGAACAAAAUUAGCUGUUGAGAUUGCUGACAAUUUGACGGAGAUUAUUGUAGAUGCCGUCUUAGCUAUACGUAAGCCAGAUCAGCCAAUCGAUCUCCAUAUGGUAGAAGUUAUGUCUAUGCAGCAUCAAACUGGAAUUGACACUAGAUUGGUUCGAGGCUUAGUUUUAGAUCAUGGUUCUCGUCACCCCGAUAUGAAAAAGAAAGUUUCUAAUGCGUAUAUCCUUACGUGCAAUGUAUCAUUGGAAUACGAAAAAAGUGAAGUCAAUUCAGGAUUCUUUUAUAAGAGUGGUGCUGAACGGGAAAAGUUAGUUGCUGCCGAGCGCAAAUUUACUGACGAUAAAGUUCAAAAAGUUAUUGAUUUGAAACGAAAGGUAUGCGAUACACCCGACAAAGAAUUUGUGGUUAUCAAUCAGAAGGGGAUUGAUCCCGUUUCCUUAAAUAUGCUAGCAAAGGAAGGCAUUGUAGCCCUUAGAAGAGCAAAACGUCGCAAUAUGGAGAGGCUAACAUUAGCUUGUGAAGGUACUGCCAUGAAUUCUGUGGAGGAAUUAAGCCCCGAUAUUCUUGGUCAUGCGGGUCUUGUUUAUGAGCAUGUUCUGGGCGAGGAAAAAUUUACCUUUGUUGAAGACUGCAAGCAACCUUAUUCUGUAACCAUUCUAGUUAAAGGACCAAAUAAACACACUAUCACUCAAAUAAAAGAUGCAAUCCAUGACGGAUUGCGUGCUGUUUUGAAUGCAAUUGAAGAUGGUGCUUUAGUACCUGGCGCUGGUGCUUUCGAAAUUGCCGCACAUGAAAAGCUUAUGAAAUAUAAAGACACUGUGAAAGGUCGCGCCAGGCUGGGAGUGCAAGCUUACGCUGACGCAUUGCUUAUCAUACCUAAAGCGUUGGCUCAAAAUUCUGGAUUAGAUGCACAAGACGCUAUCGUUAAAUUACAGGAAGAAUAUCAGACUAAUGGAACAUGUGUAGGACUUGAUUUAGUUUCAGGUGAUGCGAUCAUUCCAGCUGAUUGUGGUAUCUGGGAUAAUUACCGCGUGAAAAGGCAGCUAUUGCACUCUUGUACCGUCAUUGCUAGCAAUCUGCUCCUUGUCGACGAAGUCAUGCGGGCUGGGAUGUCUUCUCUGAAAGGAUAAUAUAGAUUUACAAUUUUACGAUAUCCGAGUAGUGGUUUAAACCUUUUCGAUAUCAUUGAUA
This is a messenger RNA of Trichoplax adhaerens, 1657 nucleotides long. RefSeq lists its product as uncharacterized. Gene Ontology annotation, molecular function: ATP-dependent protein folding chaperone; ATP hydrolysis activity; ATP binding. Gene Ontology annotation, biological process: protein folding. The record is from RefSeq and is a predicted model, not a curated record. Gene Ontology annotation, cellular component: chaperonin-containing T-complex. Lineage: Eukaryota; Metazoa; Placozoa; Uniplacotomia; Trichoplacea; Trichoplacidae. The transcript has 18 exons. The coding region runs from base 1 to 1596 and encodes 531 amino acids.